This is a messenger RNA of Saccharomycopsis crataegensis, 372 nucleotides long. RefSeq lists its product as uncharacterized. Lineage: Eukaryota; Fungi; Ascomycota; Saccharomycetes; Ascoideales; Saccharomycopsidaceae. Gene Ontology annotation, molecular function: RNA binding. The transcript has a single exon. Gene Ontology annotation, biological process: mRNA splicing, via spliceosome. The record is from RefSeq and is a predicted model, not a curated record. Bases 1 to 372 code for a protein of 123 amino acids. Gene Ontology annotation, cellular component: catalytic step 2 spliceosome; U2 snRNP; precatalytic spliceosome.
AUGUCAAAGCCACAGAAAUCAGGAUUUCCUAUAAUGCUUCUCAAGAACCUUCCGUUCGAGGCCACUCCUACCGAUUUGUUCACUUUAUGUUCGAAGUUUGGCACGGUAUUGCAGAUUAGAAAAGGAGUGGAAAAUCACUUGAAAGGUAAUUGUUUUGUGGUGUUUGAUGACUUGGCCAAGACAAAACAGGCGAUUGAACAUUUAAAUGGGUUCAACUUCAAAGGAAGGUAUUUGGUUGCUUUGCACUAUCUGGUUGAUAACCGGGCAUUAGAAGAAGCGGCAGCAAAAGUUCGCAGUUCAAAGAAUGGGGAAAGUGGGGGCACUGAAAAUGAAAGGUUAGUUAAUAAUUUAAUGGACGAGGUGUUCAAUUGA